Messenger RNA from Poeciliopsis prolifica (blackstripe livebearer), 1569 nucleotides. RefSeq names its product C-X-C chemokine receptor type 2-like. Gene Ontology annotation, biological process: neutrophil chemotaxis; G protein-coupled receptor signaling pathway; immune response. The transcript is spliced from 2 exons. The record is from RefSeq and is a predicted model, not a curated record. Gene Ontology annotation, cellular component: membrane. The coding region runs from base 33 to 1085 and encodes 350 amino acids. Gene Ontology annotation, molecular function: C-X-C chemokine receptor activity. NCBI's taxonomy places the organism in Eukaryota, Metazoa, Chordata, Actinopteri, Cyprinodontiformes, Poeciliidae.
UGGAUGCUGAGGUUUCUUAUCAAGACAGAGCCAUGUCCCUCACCUACGUCUUCUCUGACGACUACUUUGACCAAAAUUACACAUUCGACUUGAAUCGAAACACAAUACCAUGUAAUCCAAAGCCUCUGGAUGCUACGGCUGGGGCGAUCUCGUCUCUGAUCCUCAUAGUGAACUUUUUACUGGCGAUCCCGGGUAACUUGCUGGUAGGAUGGGUGAUCAGCUCCAGCAGACAGGUUUUGACUUCAUCAGAUGUCUACUUGUUCCACCUGACCGUAGCAGAUGGACUCCUGGCCCUGACGCUCCCAUUUUUUGCAGUCGCGCUGGUUUGGGGAUGGCUCUUUGGCGACUUCAUGUGCAAGUUCCUCAACCUGGUCAUAGAAGCAAAUUUCUACACCAGUAUAAUCUUCCUGGCUUGCAUCAGCGUCGAUCGGUACCUUGUGAUUGUGCACGCCAAUGAGACCCACGGGACUAAACAGCGGAAGUGCAGCAGGAUCCUGUGUGCGGCGGUCUGGGCCCUCGGUUGGGGCCUCGCUUUGCCUGCCCUUUUCCACGACGCCUUCAAGCUUGACGAGGACUCCGAGAGGUUCAUUUGCGCAGAACGCUUUGACAUUGGCAGCGUCACCAGUUGGAGAAUCGCCACUCGUGGGUUUCGACACAUUUUCGGCUUUCUGAUCCCGCUGGCCGUCAUGGUGGCGUGCUACGGCGUCACCAUUGCCAGGCUGUUGAACACUCGCGGUUUCCGGAAGCACCGGGCCAUGCGGGUGAUCAUAGCCGUGGUGAUCGCCUUCCUCCUGUGCUGGGCGCCGUACCAUAUAACCAUGAUGAUCGACACGCUGAUCAGAACCGACCUGAUAUGGUUCGACUGCGGCUUCAGGAGGUCGGUGACCUUAGCCCUGGACGUAACCAACACCCUGGCUCUUCUGCACAGCUCCAUAAACCCGUUCCUAUACGCCUUUGUGGGAGAGAAGUUCAGAAAGAAAAUGAAGGACCUCGUGCAGAAGAAAUUCAGACAGGAGAGGUUGUCAGGGUCAAAGGUCAGCCGGUCAACCUCUCAGACCUCGGAGGGACCUGGAACAAUUCUCUGAUGCGUUUGAGGUCUUAAACUUAGAUUUGUACUGCUUGUAUGCUGAUAGGAAUCAACAAACAUGGAGACGUGUCCAAAUCUGUCACAAAAAAGUAAAUAAAUAAAUUAGAUCCACAUUAGGACUUAUCAUUGUUUUUUUAUUUGUUUGUUUUGUUUUGUUUGGCAAUAAAAGACAAUAGAUAAUUAAGUUAUUUUCAAUGGUUGGACUUCUUGUACUCCUCUUAGAUAUGACACAUUGCUGCCAUCUACUGAAACUUGUCAUGUUCCUCCUAUGUCACCUCAUUUCAUUGAGCAGUAGCAGAUUUUAGGAUAUAUUUAAGAAAGUAAAGUACGGUUAAAUCCCUUAAAAGUAUAAUUUUACCACAUUUACAAUUGCAGUGUAAAGUUUCAACUUUUAUCUUUCUUCUUUGUGAAUAAAGACAAUGCUGAAUGUGUGCUUUCAUAUGCAAAUACCUAAAAAAAAAUCUAUCCAAACUUGUUAUGGU